AGGACUGAAAACACAGACGGACACAUCUGCAGCUCCCCAGUCCGACAAGAUGGAGCUCUACCUCGACCUCCACUCUCAGCCCUGCCGUUCCGUCUUCGUGUUUGCCAAAGCGGUCAAGAUUCCCUUUGAGUUUAAACUCGUCAACCUCACUGCAGGGCAGCAGUACAGCGAGGAGUUUGGAAAAAUCAGCAUCAUGAGAAAGGUUCCUGUCAUGAAGGAUGGAAGCUUCAUUCUGACAGAAAGCAUUGCGAUCCUGCAGUACAUGGUGCAGAAAUACUCGUCAUCGGUGGCAGAUCACUGGUAUCCCGCUGACCUGCAGCAGCGAGCUCGUGUUAAUGAAUACCUGUCCUGGCAGCACAUGAACCUCAGAGCUCAUGGAUCAAAGGUCUUCCUGCUCAGGAGUCUGUUUCCUGUCGUCAUGGGCUCUGAGGUCCCAAAGGAGAAGAUGGAUGCUGCUCUCGAGGAUCUGAAUCGGUCGCUCAACCUGCUGGAGGAGAAAUUCCUGCAGAACAAACCGUUCAUCAUCGGCGACAAAAUCUCUCUGGCAGAUCUGGUGGCUGUAGUCGAGAUCAUGCAGGCUGUUGGAUCUGGCGUGGAUGUGUUUGAGGACCGACCAAAGCUGACCGCCUGGAGAGAGCGAGUGAAGAAGGAGCUCGGUGAAAAGUUGUUUGACGAAGCUCACGAGGUGAUCAUGAAGGCGGGCAGCCUGUCGGAGAAGAUGCAGAACAGCAGCGAGAUGGAGAAGCUCAAACCAAUGUUUCGGAAACUUUUCAUCUGAAGAAGAUUCUGUGUCCAAACAGAGAUGAUGCAACUGUUGUUGAUGUCAAAUGCUCUUCAUUUCAUGGUUGUGUGAUGUUUUCAUUAGCAGGAUUGUCACAAAGUGCUGAGAAAUCAUUUAAUCAGCUUCCAGGUGUUAAACUGUUUGGUAAACUGCAGCUUUGUGUCCACAACGUGUAGAAAUCCUUUAAUGUGUUUAUCUGAUUUAGGUAAAAACUUGUGCCAGGUCUCUACCUGCAGAAAUUAAACAUAAAUCGAUUUUCCAACAAAAAAAUCUUUAUUUUUAUACUCAAUCCAGAAAUGUACAAGAUAUAAACUGUGGAAGUUUGAAGUUUGCCCCUAAAACUUUUCAGAUGGGAACAUUCAUCAAGACGAAUGUGCUUCACAACAAAUCGUUGUGUGUAAAAGAUGAGAGAUUUUUUCUCCUGGCUAACUGAAUGUACAUCCAUGAUCCCUGUACCACAAAUAUUAAAGUGAUGCAUCAACAUUA
Messenger RNA from Chelmon rostratus (copperband butterflyfish), 1267 nucleotides. It is a transcript of the gene gstt1a, whose product is annotated as glutathione S-transferase theta 1a. Gene Ontology annotation, cellular component: cytoplasm. The coding region runs from base 50 to 778 and encodes 242 amino acids. Lineage: Eukaryota; Metazoa; Chordata; Actinopteri; Chaetodontiformes; Chaetodontidae. The record is from RefSeq and is a predicted model, not a curated record. Gene Ontology annotation, molecular function: glutathione transferase activity. The transcript has 5 exons. Gene Ontology annotation, biological process: glutathione metabolic process.